UCGAUCUUAAGUAUGUUACACACAUACCGUUCACAUGCCUUUAGUCAGCAUAAAGUUACCUCUAAUCAAAACCCGCGCCCAAACUCUGCCAGCGACAGUGGGGCCUCUAGCGCACUAUCACAUGCACCUACUUUUUGCGAUUGCGCGGCAAAAAUGGCGGGAAAACUUCGCCGGCGUCAGUUGUUCCCAACGUGCUGCUGUGUUUAGUCGAAGUCCGGUUGUUUCAUCACUUUAAUUUUGGCGGUUGAUUAUUGUCGGUGGUAAACCAAAUCAAGAGUAAAAAUGCCUACGAAAGUAAAUAGAGACUACACAAAAGACAAAGAACAGCUCAAGCAGUUCUUUGCCGAGUAUGCGAAAAUGGAUGAUAAAUCAGGCGAUAAGACGUUUAAAUAUCGCACUCAACUCACCAAUAUUGCUCAUAGAGAGCAAGUUGCAUUUAUCAUUGAACUUGACGACGUCACUGAAUUUGAUGACGAAUUGGCUGAAGCUAUACAAUAUAAUACUCGUCGUUAUACUGCAUUAGUAUCAGAGAUAGUCCAAGAAAUGUUACCCGACUUUAAAGAAAGAGUCGUACCACCUAAGGAUUCAUUGGAUGUUUAUAUUGAGCAUCGUUUGUUGAUGGAGCAACGCAACAGACAUCCUGGAGAUCAGAGGGACCCAAGAAACAAUUAUCCACCAGAGCUCAUGCGACGAUUCGAAGUUUACUUCAGAGAUUUCGGAGCAUCUAAAGCUUUACCGGUUAGAGAUAUAAAAGCUGAGCACAUUGGCAAAUUAGUCACAGUAAGGGGUAUUGUUACCCGAUCCACAGAGGUUAAACCGAUGAUGGUCGUUGCCACUUAUACUUGUGAUCAAUGCGGGGCAGAAACAUACCAACCGGUACUUUCGCUAAGCUUCAUGCCCUUGCAAUUCUGUGGAAGCGACGAUUGCCGGGUCAAUAAAUCUGGAGGAAGGUUAUCUUUACAGACAAGAGGUUCCAAGUUCAUUAAGUUUCAGGAGAUCAAGAUUCAAGAACAUAGUGAUCAAGUACCCGUUGGUCAUAUUCCAAGAUCGUUGACGAUCUUCUGCCGCGGUGAAAUGACAAGGCAAUGUCAGCCUGGAGAUCAUGUAACUAUUACUGGAAUAUUUUUACCUUUACUGAGAUCAGGAUUCAGGCAAAUGAUGUCUGGACUACUGAGCGAAACUUUCUUAGAGGCACACAGAGUUAUUGGCAUCAAUCAAAUAGAUGCCGAGAAUGACGCCUCUAACGAAUUAACACCCGAAGAAUUAGAACUGUUAACUGACGAUGGAUUUUAUGAUAAACUGGCGUGUUCUUUGGCGCCAGAAAUUUACGGGCAUGAGGACAUCAAGAAAGCUUUGUUGUUACUUCUUGUUGGUGGUGUUGAUAAUAAAUCCAAUGAUAUGAAAAUCAGAGGUAACAUCAAUAUUUGUUUAAUGGGAGAUCCUGGAGUAGCAAAGUCACAGCUGUUGUCAUAUAUAAAUCGGUUGGCAUCACGAUCUCAGUACACAACAGGACGUGGAUCAUCAGGUGUUGGUCUAACCGCAGCUAUUCUGAAAGAUCCAUUGACGGGUGAAAUGACGCUUGAAGGUGGAGCCUUAGUUCUGGCUGAUCAAGGCGUAUGCUGUAUCGACGAAUUCGAUAAAAUGGCAGACGCAGAUCGAACUGCUAUUCAUGAAGUUAUGGAACAGCAGACAAUUUCAAUAGCUAAGGCAGGGAUAAUGACAUCCCUGAAUGCGCGGGUGUCGAUAUUAGCUGCUGCCAAUCCCGCCUAUGGCAGAUACAAUCCAAAAAGGACUAUCGAGCAAAAUAUUCAAUUGCCCGCUGCCUUGUUGUCUCGAUUUGAUUUACUUUGGUUGAUUCAAGAUCGAGCAGACCGAGAUAACGAUCUACGACUGGCAAAACACAUUACCUACGUACAUCAACAUUCUGUGCAACCACCGACUAAAUCAGCAGCCUUCGAUAUGAAAACAAUGAGAAAGUACAUCGCUCUUUGUAAAAAAACGCAACCAGUUAUAACUGAGGAUCUCACAGAUUUUAUAGUCAAUUCAUAUGUGGAGAUGCGUAAAGAGGCCCGGAAUAGUCGUGACAUGACAUUUACGUCUGCCCGGAACUUGUUGGGUGUAUUGCGUAUAUCGACUGCUUUGGCUCGCCUUCGACUGUCUGACACUGUCGAAAAAGACGAUAUUUCGGAAGCAAUUCGUUUGAUUGAAAUGUCGAAAGACUCCAUAAACCACCUUGAGGUGCGCACAAUCAGACCCCAGAAUCCAGUUGACAGGAUAUAUGCCCUGAUCAGGGAUUUAGCGGGAACUGACAAGACUGUAAAAGUUUCGGACAUUUUUGACCGGUGCACAAACAAAGGAUUCAAACCUGAUCAAGUGAAUGAGUGCAUCGAGGAAUAUGAAGAACUCAACGUUUGGCAAGUGAACCAAGCCAGGACACAGAUCACUUUUUUGUAAAAAUAAUAUUUCUGCCCAUGUCUUUUAUUUCAAAACCAACAUUAAGUUUGUACAUUAGUUUAGUGUUUUUCAUUAUUUCAAACUUGACUCAGUAUAUAAUGCUUGAUUAUGGCUCAAAUUAUAUUAUUUUUUAGCUAGCUCGUAAAAAAAAUUGUAUUAUUUGUUUACAUAAUUUCACUGCAAACUUAAAUCAACUAACAUGAAUAAAGUAAAUGUGAUUCCAUAUCCUAUUUUACCUACUAAAGUCGCAUCUUCGUGUAUCACUUGAAAAUUCACAGUGAAAUGUUACAAUUGUAUAUUCGUAUAACACUCUUAAUUAAUUAACAGGUAAAUUAGAUAUGAUAUAAGUCAAAUUUAUAACCACAACACUGGUGCAAUUCAACGCAAUCUGUGAUUUUCGCAAUCACAUAAUUAUUUGAAUAUUCCACCAUGAAUUUUUUUAAAUUUAUUUUAUUUUUAAGGUGGGGGCGUCGUCCCCGUGACCCUGAACCCGCUCCCUUGCCCUAACUUCCGCCGACCUACAUCCAUGCACUUCUUGUAUACGUUUCGUUGAAUUUCCUCUUUCCUUUUGAAGUCAGUAAUGUGGUCAGAGUUGAGUCGGAAAUGAAGUCCCAUGUGUAACACAGGAAUAAAAGUCGAUUAUUCCCUUGUUA
Molecule: messenger RNA, 3107 nt
Organism: Neodiprion virginianus
Lineage: Eukaryota; Metazoa; Arthropoda; Insecta; Hymenoptera; Diprionidae
Gene: Mcm7
Product: DNA replication licensing factor Mcm7
Exons: 10
Coding region: 283-2454 (723 amino acids)
Biological process (GO): DNA replication initiation; double-strand break repair via break-induced replication; DNA strand elongation involved in DNA replication
Cellular component (GO): MCM complex; nucleus
Molecular function (GO): single-stranded DNA helicase activity; single-stranded DNA binding; ATP hydrolysis activity
Source: RefSeq, a predicted model, not a curated record